AAAGAAAAAGGGAUAAGAACGUAGGAGAAAGAAAAUAUGUAAAAGAGUCUUCAUGCAUUAAUACAUACAUCUCGAGUAGAGUAACUAAGCAGAAAUAAAUAUGCAGGAAGAUAACUACUGGGCCGGCCUUCUAACUUGAAAGCGGCAUGGCAUGACAGCAGCUUACAAACACCACAGAGUUGUCAUAUGUUUAUAUGCAGACGUAAUGCAUCAUACUUUUUGGUCCUACUUAAACGUUCAACUGUUCUGCUUACUUUUCUUUAUCAGUUUUAUUGAAACAACGUAAACAGAAAAAUAUCAAAUUCUGUGGCUAACCUUCAACUUAAUGCUGUAAAAAUUAGUACAACUUAUUUUAGAUGGAAUUAGUCAAGUUGUCAAGUCAUUCAUCCUUAUUAGGAGGAAUAGUUUAUUUCAGUCGAGUUUUUGUAGGAGCUAUUUAUAGGAUUUAUUUUUGUUUAAAUAGGAGUCCUCCACUUAGUAAAACACAAGCCACAGUAAACAGUUCAUUAUUUCAGUUGUCCCUGUAUUAUCUUCUUUGAGUAAUAAUAAUUUCAUAUUUAUUCACACCUUUGAGCGUGAGAUAUUGUGACAGAUGGUAUCAGAGCCAAGUUGAUACGUUUGAUAUUAUUACUCAACGAGAUGAAUGGUGGAAGUGCUUCUAUGGGUAUAGCUAUGGAAAAGCUGGUUGGCAAUAACUAUAGUUAUUGGAAAUUAUGCAUGGAAGCUUAUCUACAAGUGCAAGACUUGUGGGAUUUAAUUGAAGGUAAUGACACAGAAAUUCCAGCCGAUACUCCACAGAAUGCAAAAUUACGUCAACAAUGGAAGAUCAAAUGCGGAAAAGCCUUAUUUACCUUGCGAACUUUGAUUAGCAAGGAGUAUAUUGAUCAUGUUUGUGAUUUAAAGUCACCAAAGCAAGUAUGGGAUACACUUCAAAAGUUGUUCACUAAGAAAAAUACCGCUCGACUGCAAUUUCUAGAGAAUGAACUAGCUAUGGUAACUCAAGGAAGCCUUGAUUAAGCAAAUGACUAGCAGCAACCAGUUUUCCCGAAAGUCAGAAGAUGUGUUGUAUGUCAAAGAUCAAAGGAGACAGAAUUUUCAUUCAAAGCCUUCAUCUAGCAAUGGGAAUCAAUUCAGAAGUGAGGAGUCGUCAAAGAAGCCAUUUAAAGCUUGUUACUGGUGUGGAAAAUCAGGCCAUUUUAAACGAGAUUGUCAGUGAAAGUGGUGUGUGAUCGUUGCGGAAAGCCAGGCCAUAUUAAGCCAAAUUGCCGAGUCAAAAUCUAGGAAUCAAAAGCAAAUGUUGUACAUGAAAGUAAAAAUUCUUCAGAUCCAAUUUGGGAAUACUGCUUAACCACUGAGGUUCUUGAUCAGCCAACAAACGUGACUUCAGCCGUAUAUCAAGAUGAUGUCUCUACAGGUGAUCAAAAUUGUAAUUCCACUACUUACGCUUCUGAAUUUAAUUCUCUCCAAAUUUCGCCUCUGUACUCUUUUUUUUCUCCGAUGCCAAUUCUGCUGCCCCUGGUGACCCUGCUGAUUAUUUCAUGGCCUUGGAUUUGGGAUUCAACGAAAAUGAAGAUUUCGAACUAACCUUUGACGAUCUUGAUGCCUUUGAGGCUGACGUUUUCCUCAUCUCCGAAGAUUUGGAUCAAACUACCAAUUUGUUAGACUUGCAGGCUGACCGGGAAGCUUCUGGGGGCGCUGCUGAAAGUGAGAAUCUAGACCAAGUUCAGAAAGGCAGUGUUGUGGUAGAGGCUGAGUUGUUGGAUAAGAGCAUGGAUGUGGCUAAAGAGAGAGAAGCUUGCAGUGAUGACGCUGGUUUAUCAGAAAGUCGGGAUGUAUCGAUUGAUUUGGGGAAUUGUACUAAGGAUGAACGUGAUGUUAUGGCUGACGAAGGUGACAAAUUGGAAGACAGUUUGGUUGAUGAAAGAGAACAAGGUAAUGGGAUGGAUGACAAGAACUCGUUAGAAUCUUCAGUUCAGUUGGAUGACGAGUGCAAGGAAAGCAAGGGCCUCGAUCAAGAAGUGAAGACCAGGAAUUUUGAUGUAUCAGAUAAAGAGGUAGAAAAAGAAAUGCCAGAUGGAGAGAGAACAAAAACUACCAAGGCAUUGACUCAAAAUUUUAGAGAUAAAGGUAAAAGGGUGGCAGAAACUUCAAAAAUAAAAAGAAGAAGAAGAGUGGAAGGACGACUCAAGAAGAAGAUUUGGAUAAGAUUCUUGCCGAGCUAGGAGAGUGGCCUACUAUAUCAAAACCAGCCGACCCUCCUCUUUCUUCACAAGAGGCCAAAGUUGAGAACCCACCUGACUUUGUAACUCCUGAUGCAUCAGUUGAUAAGGAAGCUGAAGAAGAGAGCACAGAAACGACUGUCGCUAGGAAGAAGAAAAGGCGUAGGCAAAAGGAAAGAGAAAAAGAGAAGCUGCUAAAGAACAAACAAGAAGGCAAGCUGUUAACAGGGAAACAAAGUGAAGUUUGAAGUUUUUCGCUCUCGGAGUUAUUAAGAAAUUAGCUUGCACUGAGGGAGGCUGUCAAAAUUAGUGCAACUUAUUUUAGAUGAAAUUAGUCAAGUUGUUAAGUCAUUCAUCCUUAUUAGGAGGAAUAGUUUAUUUCAGUAGAGUUUUUGUAGGACCUAUUUAUAGAAUUUAUUUUUGUUUAAAUAGGAGCCCUCCACUUAGUAAAACACAAGCAACAGUAAACAGUUCAUUAUUUCAGUUAACCUUGUAUUAUCUUCUUUGAGUAAUAAUAAUUUCAUAUUUAUUCACACCUUUGAGCGUGAGAUAUUGUGACAGAGUCGUGAUUCCUAACAUGGUAUCAGAGCCAUGCCCUAAACUUAGCC
Molecule: messenger RNA, 2827 nt
Organism: Cucurbita moschata (crookneck pumpkin)
Lineage: Eukaryota; Viridiplantae; Streptophyta; Magnoliopsida; Cucurbitales; Cucurbitaceae
Exons: 2
Coding region: 1539-2222 (227 amino acids)
Source: RefSeq, a predicted model, not a curated record